CAUUGGUGCCUGCUCUUCUGACAAGGCUGUGUAAAUGUAGAAGUGAUCUGGGAGGAGGACCAAAGGUUCUUUGAUGGGGGGAAGAGUCCCAGCUGGUUGGGACCUCCACAGAGAACAUCUCCUCACUCAUAUCUACCUGAUCCAGAUGGAAUCUUGAUGGAAGUGAACUAACCCUCUCAUAUCUAUUGAUGAUGUUUUUCUAUUUUUCCAGGACACGCCAUGGAGAAACCCUCAAAGGAUCGUCUCACUUUAUCUCCAGGUUGUAAAAUGGAAGAUGAGGACAUCACAGGAGAUUGUGGAGGAGAAAAGACAAUGAGCUCCACUAUGGAUGGAGGACUUCACAGUGUGGAUAAACCAUGGAAUCCCUCUGACUCUGAGCAACCUCGUACUGUGAGGGGUGGGGCCGGGGUUCAGGGGGAGCAGAAAUUUUCCUGUGCUGAACCUCAGGAAAGUUCUAGCUCCGAAUUAAGUCAUCAUAGAGAUCAUGCCGAUGAGAAGUUGUAUUUCUGCUCUGAGUGUGGAAAAUAUUUUCAAUGGAAAUCAGAACUUAUCAUCCAUCAGAGAUCUCACACGAUGGAGAGGCCGUAUUCCUGUCCUGAGUGUGGGCAGUGUUAUCCACGGAAAUCAACACUUGUCCGACAUCUAAAAAUCCACACGGGGGAGAAGCUGUAUUCCUGCUCUGAGUGCAAGAAACGUUUUGCACAGAAGUCCCAUCUUGACGAGCAUCUUAGAAUUCACGUGGAAGGGAUGCUGUAUUCCUGCUCUGAGUGCGGGAAAUGUUAUCCACAGAAAUCAGAUCUUGUCCAACAUCAAAAAUCCCACACAGGAGAGAGACCAUAUUCCUGUCCUGACUGCGGGAAUUGUUUUGCGGUGAAAUCAACACUUGUCCGACAUCUAAAAACCCACACGGGGGAGAAGCCGUAUUCCUGUCCUGAAUGCGGGAAAUGUUUUUCAGAAAAGUCCUAUCUUCACAGACAUUUUAGGACUCACACGGGCGAUAAGCCGUAUUCCUGCUCCGAGUGCAGUAAAUAUUUCCGAUGGAAAUCAGAUCUCAUUAUACAUCAGAGAACUCACACGGGCGAGAAACCGUAUUCCUGUCCUGAGUGCGAGAAAUGUUUUUCACUGAAGUCUGUUCUUUAUAAUCAUAUGAAAGUUCACACAAGCAAGAAGACUUAAACCUGCCCUUAGUGUGGGAGAUAUUUGUCACGUUAGUCCCCAUAUUUACAGACAUCAGAGGGUUCACACGAGCAGAAGACCUAUUCCUGCACCCCAAAUCCAAGAAAUCCAAGGCUCAGACCGGGACAUGCGGGGGGGGGCUCACCAGAGAAAGUUUGGUUUUUGGGCCCACCUUCCAGACCUGUCAAAUUUUCCAACACGACACAAAAACUUUUCUUCCAUCUUCGUCGUCUUCACUCCUGAUGCCACAACAACGUUAUACCGUUCCAAUGUUUUAUUACACGGAUCCCGUAUAUAGAGAAUCUGCCUACAAGGGUGUAGAAAUGUUUGUGCCCCAAAAAUAUUCAUGUUAUUAAAGGUAUACAACCCCAAUUAUUUGCA
Molecule: messenger RNA, 1557 nt
Organism: Rana temporaria (common frog)
Lineage: Eukaryota; Metazoa; Chordata; Amphibia; Anura; Ranidae
Product: oocyte zinc finger protein XlCOF6.1-like
Exons: 3
Coding region: 220-1176 (318 amino acids)
Source: RefSeq, a predicted model, not a curated record